Messenger RNA from Zingiber officinale, 1366 nucleotides. Its product is annotated as WRKY transcription factor 22-like. Gene Ontology annotation, biological process: regulation of DNA-templated transcription. The coding region runs from base 236 to 1222 and encodes 328 amino acids. Gene Ontology annotation, cellular component: nucleus. NCBI's taxonomy places the organism in Eukaryota, Viridiplantae, Streptophyta, Magnoliopsida, Zingiberales, Zingiberaceae. The record is from RefSeq and is a predicted model, not a curated record. Gene Ontology annotation, molecular function: DNA-binding transcription factor activity; transcription cis-regulatory region binding. The transcript has 3 exons.
CAAAAGUCAAGUUGCGGAACAGAGCUCCUCUAAAUGGCGAUGAUGAGGUGACCGGCCGAUAUGGGACGGGAUUUGAGUGAUCCACUUCCACUUUUGGCUCUUUUCAGCCCCACCACCACCACCUCCACCUCCACCACCACCACCACCACCACCACGGUUGCCAUCGCCGUGACCACUCUAUAUAAGUUUCUCUGAAGCUUAGUAGCUCGAAUCACAUCCCUCCCCUGUUCUCUCGAUGGACGACAACGACUGGGAUUUGUUCGCCGUGGUGAGAGGCUGCCUCCCGGAGCCGCCGCCGCCGCCUCCAACGCCGGUGUUCUGGUUGGAGGAGGAAGUCGCAGCCGCAGCGGGGAAACGUGGGUUCAUUCUCGAUGUGCCUGCGUGUGGCGUCGAGCUUGAUGAGCUCUGCAAUCUGCCGUUCCGGGACGGCGGCAACCCGCGGCAGUUCAGCAACCAGACGCCGGCGCUGGUUCCUAAGCCCGCCUACGUCGGCACUUCCAUUCUCAAGCCGUUGGUCGCCGUUCCGUAUCAAUUCCAGUUCCAGGAGCAACCUCGUCUGGCGGCGACUCGAAGGCCGGCGCCGCCCUCGCAAACUCCUCGCUCUAAGAGAAAGAAGAACCAGCAGAAGAAGGUGGUUUGCCAUGUUCCGGCCGACGGAGUCUCCUCUGAUCUGUGGGCAUGGAGAAAGUACGGCCAGAAGCCGAUCAAAGGCUCGCCUUAUCCAAGGAGUUAUUAUCGGUGCAGUAGCUCUAAGGGCUGCCAAGCAAGGAAGCAGGUGGAGCGGAGCCGGGCGGAGCCGGCGAUGCUGCUCAUCACCUACACGGCGGAGCACAACCACCCGGUGCCCACCCACCGCAACUCCCUCUCCGGUAGCACUCGCCAGAAGGCCUCGCAACCGACCAGUACCGCCACCCCUGCCUCGACUCCUUCGUCGGUAGCCCUGUCGCGCCCUGCCAAAGGCGGGGACGGCGAGGAAGAGGAGCCGGUGGUGGAGGAGGAGGACGACGAGGAGGAAGAGAUGCUCAAGGUGGCUGACGUGGAGAUGAUGCGCGAGGAGGACGACAUGCUGUUCCUGGGAAUAAAGGUGGCCGACGCAGGGUCGUCGACGGCGACGACCGCCGGAGUCAACAAAUUGCCGGCGAGCCUCGCCUUCCUCGAGGAGGACGAGGAGUUCUUCAGUGCACCCAAUUGGCUGACUGAUAAUGCCGCUUCUCUUUUUUAAUUAAUACUAAACAAAUUAUAAAAAUAUUUUUAAAAUGGGAUAAAUUAUAGGAGAUGAAAUGUAAACUUUCUAAUUAACAACAGGGUGCUUAAUUUUGUUUUUUUUUUAAAAAAUAUUUUCGGUCCAAUUUUAAUUUUAUUUCAA